AUGUCCGCCUCGAAGAAAAUCUUUUCCCUCGAGGGAAAGGGUCUGAAGCUCACCACCGCCGAGGAUGUCGAGCCACACAUUGCAGCCCUCCGCGCCAACGACGUCGAAGAGGUGCACCUGCUAGGCAACAGCUUGGGUAUUGAGGCCUGCAAGGUCCUUGGUGAAGUCCUCGCGACCAAGAAGAAUCUCAAGGUCGCCAACCUUGCCGACAUCUUCACCGCUCGCCUCCUCUCCGAAAUCCCCGACGCCCUCUCGCACCUUCUCACCUCGAUCCUGAACCUGCCGAACCUCCACACAAUCAACGUCAACGACAACGCCUUUGGCCUCAACACGCAAGCCCCUCUCGUCGCCUUCCUCGCCGCCCACGUGCCGCUGCAGCACCUCUACCUCAACAACAAUGGCCUCGGCCCGCACGCCGGUAUCCUGAUUGCUGAUGCGCUCUCGGAGCUGCACGCCAAGAAGGAGGCGGCCCGCAAGGAGGGAAAGACGGUGUCCGACCUCGAGACCGUCAUCUGCGGCCGCAACCGUCUGGAGAAUGGCAGCAUGACGGCCUGGGCGAAGACGUACAGCCUGCACAACAAGAUCAAGGUGAUCAAGAUGGUGCAAAACGGCAUCCGCCAGGAGGGCAUCAGCCACCUCAUCAGCGAGGGCCUCAAGCACACCAUCGACCUGCAGGUCCUCGACCUCCAAGACAACACAUUUACGCUCCGGGGCUCCAAGGCGCUGGCCUCCAUCGCCCCAAGCUGGGCGUCGCUGCGUGAGCUCGCUGUCGGCGACUGCCUGCUCGGCGGCAAGGGCAGCGUAGUAGUUGCCGGCGCGCUUGCCAAGGGCAAGAACACCAAGCUUGAGACGCUGCGUCUGCAGUUCAACGACAUGACGCCCCCGGGUGUCAAGGGCUUCGCCGACGCCGCCAAGAACCUGCCGGCCCUGAAGCGCAUCGAGCUCAACGGCAACAAGUUUGAGGAAGAGGACGAAAGCAUCGCGGCGCUGCAAGAGUUGCUUGACGAGCGCAAGGAGGCUCUUGCCGGCGACGUGGUCGUCGAGGACGAGUGGGGUGUGGAUGAGCUCGACGAGCUUGAGGGUAUCGACAGCGACGAGGAGGAAGAAGAGGACGAGGACGAUGAUGAAGACAACGUGACGCCCGAGGAGCGUGCUGAGAAGCUCAUCAAGGAGGCCGAGGAAGCACAGGAGGAGCCUACGGUGCAGCUCGAGGACAAGAACGUGGACGAGCUUGCCAAGAAGCUGGAGAAGACGGGCAUUUAA
This is a messenger RNA of Akanthomyces muscarius, 1263 nucleotides long. RefSeq lists its product as uncharacterized. Gene Ontology annotation, cellular component: nucleus; perinuclear region of cytoplasm; cytosol. Bases 1 to 1263 code for a protein of 420 amino acids. Gene Ontology annotation, biological process: nucleocytoplasmic transport; activation of GTPase activity. Gene Ontology annotation, molecular function: small GTPase binding; GTPase activator activity. NCBI's taxonomy places the organism in Eukaryota, Fungi, Ascomycota, Sordariomycetes, Hypocreales, Cordycipitaceae. The transcript is spliced from 2 exons. The record is from RefSeq and is a predicted model, not a curated record.